AGGUGCUCCGCCGCGUCCGGCGCGACGAACGGCGCCUCGGAGGCGAGCUCGGACGGUCGCGAGGUCGGGCGGGGCUGGGAUUAAGUCGGGAGGAGGCGGAUGAGCCCAGGCCGUCCGCGAUGGCCUCCGACAGCGAGGAUGAGCCUGACGAGGACCGGAGGGACGACGGCCUGCCCAACCUCGAGCUGAAGUGGCGCAGGGUGCAGAGCACCUGCUUGGACGGCGGCUACUUCACGGAGUUCGAGAUCAAGUCGCUGCGCGUUGCGUACAGACGUUUCCUGACGCCCGGCUGCCCCGAGAUGCACAAGGACGACCUGCAGGAGCUCGUCCGGCACCUCGGGUAUAUCGUUCUCUCACCGGCCAUCGUCACGGAGCUGGCGAACGAGAUCACCCCGUACAACGAUCUCGACUUCGACGACGUAGUCCGCUUCGUCGAGAAGUACGCCCGCCGAGAGUGUGCCAGCUUCCGUGAGAUCUUCGACAUGUACGACAAGGACAAAAGCGGGGCCAUCUCCAUCCUUGAGCUUCGGUCCCUCAUGGCCGACAUGGGCUUCAACCCCUCAAAGCAGCUGAUCACGGAGGCUUCUCGGCAUCUCGAUUACAGCGAAAACGGCGAGCUGACUUUCCGAGAGUUGCUGCAUUUCUUCACCGUGUACCGGCACACGCAUGGCUUCUGCAAGUCCGAGAUCGCGGAAUUGAGGGAAACUUUUGAGACCUUCACUACGGAGCGAGGCACCGCUUCUGGCAUGCCACUCCUGUCAGUUGCGAGGGCCCUGAUCCAGGCGUUUGGUCUCCAGUUCGAGGACACCGCGGUCGCGAUCACCAGCAAGGUGAUAGCGAGGAGCUCCGAGGACGACCCCCAGGCAGAUCAGAACGAGAUCCUCAACUUCGAAGAGUUCCUCGCCUUCGCCCGGGCGCUGAAGGAGGCGGAGCAGGAGCAGUACCGCAGAGAGUUCGUGAAGCACGACGCGGACAACAGCGGAGUGAUCGAGAUCGAGGAGCUCCAGGGCUGCCUGCGAAACCUCGGCCACGAGCCGACGCGCGGGGUCAUCGUGGAGGUGCUCAAGGAGGUCGACUUCGAAGAGGAUGGAACGCUCGACAUGGAGGAGUUUUAUAACUUCAUGCUGGUGUUCCGCGACAGAGAGGGCUUCAUGAACCAGGAGCUGGUCGAAAUGCGUCAGGUGUUCUGCAAGUUCGACGAGGACGCAAGCGAGAGCAUAUCCGUGCAUGAGCUGGGGGCGAUGCUGCGCUACAUGGGCUACACUGUUACCAUGGGCGACCUACACAUGCUCAUCGCCCAGGUCGACGUGGACCGCAGUGGGGACCUGGACUUUCGCGAGUUCAUCCGCCUCAUGAGGCUCCACAGGAGGGGGGAGCUGAACCGCCUCCGCCAGAUCUUCGAGAGGAGCUUCUCCAAGGACGUUCCGAGGGGAUUCAUCGCCCCAACGAGACUGCCGAGCGCGCUGUCGGAGGCGAUGGGCAGCCUGCCCCUGGUGCUCCUCCAGGCGCUGCCACUGCUCCUGAGCCAGGCGGCGGAGAAGUCCAAGAACCUGCGGCAGAUGGUGCAGCGGGUGAACGGCAGCGUCGAGCCGCGACGCUUCACGCUGCGGGGCGGGCUGGCCGCGGAGCGGAGCCAAGACAAGGUCCGGUGCUCGUUCAUCGCCACGCAAUCCCAGAAGAUCAACGCGCAGGGACACAACCCGCUGACGGACAUCAGGAGCCUGGGCAGGGGGGACGUCGUGCAGGUGCUGAACGACGCCAACGCGGUCAAGCAGGCGUGCGCGAAGGCCGUGCUCUCAGACGGGGACGGGGGGACAACGUUGCCCGGGGUGCGGCCGCGGGCUCCGCCGUGUACGUGGUCGAGGUGGACCAAGAGACGGGCACCGUCCGGUGCCACUCGGACCUGCACGGGGACAUGUGGUUCGCGCUUGACGCACUAUGCUCGACGAAGGCGUCCGAGGCGAUCGCGGAAGUGUUCUCGGACUCCCUGCCGGCCUUGCAAUCUUGUGGCGAUUCCGGAAUCGACUUCGACGCCUACGUUGAGCUCGCAGACUUGUUCAGGACUGUCCGUAACGUGUGGGACCGGAUGAAAGCUGGAUUCUCCGACAGCGAAAUCAAGCGGUGCCAGGCUGUCUUCGCGAUGUACGACGCGGAUGGUAGCGGGGACAUCGACGACAAAGAGCUGAUGAGGUUAUUGAAGCACGUGGGCAUUGAGUUGAAGACGAGGGAGAACCAAGCGGCGCUCACGGCGAAGCUGGCCCAGGCACGGAAGCUCGCCAAGGAAGCGGGCGUGGAUGCCACGUACGGCCCGAACACCCAUUCUUUUUGGGAGUUCGUGCAGUUGAUGAGGAUGGAGAGGACAAGCCGAGAGCGCGCCUAUGAAGAGAAGGUGUUGAAGACUUCGGCGCAGCUGAGCUUUCUGCCCACGGAGAUUGCACAGUUCCGUGAAGCUUUCAUUCAUUGGGCAAGACAACAUAAGGAAACGGAUUCUACACCGGUCGGGAUCGAUGCGAAACCCGAGUCGCAGGUGCAGGGUGUUGAGGAUCUUCUUGGUGACGGAUUCCAGGAAGGCGUAUCCAUGUUCUCUCUCAUCAAGCUGCUCCAGAGCUUGGGCUGCACGGUGCAGACUAAGGAUGAGCCGACAUUGGCGGCCAGGAUCGAGUCAAUGAGCAGAAACGCGAAAGGCCAGCUUAAUUUCGUAGGUUUUCUGCAGAUGAUGCGGUGGCUGCUGGACUCGAACUUUGGCGGAUUGAACAAGGUUGUCGCAAGCAGAAAAGAAAAGGAGCAAAAAUCCGCACGGCCCUUGUAGUCGAGCUACAUUCCCUGACCAUGCCUUUUCUUUGGGGCUGCUGUAGCUGGUAUUGUCUGUGUGGCGAUCUGCCGCGUUCUGUAUCGGAGACGCCUGCAGCGAACCACCGCCGCCCCCUGCCUUGAGGAAGCGCCUGGUGGCCUUCGGCCAAUCCUGUUACCUUGCUUGGGUCGUUGACCAGAGGCCUCUUAGAGACCUCCUGGGACCACAUCGAUUGCACCAUAUCGCUGACACCACAUAGCUCGCCGCAUCUAGCUUGCAUCGCAUGCGUAGGUUGCGCCACGAAGCUUGCACGAUAGAGCAUGCACCACAUAUCGAAGACUGCCAGUGACACUUUUUCUUCCACUCAGGCAAGUGGCUGUGUUCCCUCGGACCUCGAAUGGGUCAUUCGAGCUGCAAGACGACGCGGGGUGCCUGACACAAUCGCUGCACGUCUAGGCAGCCCAUGAAGAUGGGUGCUGCGCGUUCACGUCUGGUGCGCCCAAUGAGGAGCUUUCACCGGAUGCCGUGCUGUGGACUGUGACAUCUCGCCGAAGGCGCAGAGGGUUUUCGUUCGCCAGCAGUGUUUCACAGUGGUUUUCCUUCGUGGGAUGCCCUAGGUCGUAGGAGCAUGUCGGACAAGUAA
This is a messenger RNA of Prorocentrum cordatum, 3434 nucleotides long. The record is from the annotation of a GenBank genome assembly. Lineage: Eukaryota; Dinophyceae; Prorocentrales; Prorocentraceae.